AUGUCAGACGAAGAUAAUUCAUGCCCACUUUGUUUGGAUGAAUUAUCUAAAGCUGAUAGAAAAUUUAGGCCAUGUCCAUGUGGUUAUCAAAUUUGUGUUUUUUGUUUUGAACGUAUAAGAGAAUCAGAAUCAAACAAAUGCCCAGCAUGCAGAAAGACCUAUGAUUCGGAAAAUUUUGCAAAUAUUUCAUCAGACGAAGAUUCAUCAUCAGAGGAUGAUUCAGAAGACGAUAGUGCAUCAAAUAAUAGUCUCGAAUAUGCAAAACGUGGUGAUAAACCAUUAAAUACAGUUAGGGUUAUCCAAAGAAAUUUAGUUUAUGUUACAAAUUUAGCUUUAUCAAUCGCAAAACCAGAGUUAUUAAAGAAAAAUGAAUAUUUUGGACAAUAUGGUAAAAUUUUAAAAAUUGUAAUAAAUAAAAAUAAUAUAUAUAAUGUUAAUUCACCACAUGGUGCAUGUGUGAGUGCAUACAUAACAUAUCAAAGAAAAGAAGAUGCGUUGGUUGCAAUUCAAACUAUCGAUGGUGCAACUAUCGAAGGUAGGGUUUUACGUGCUUCAUUUGGUACCACAAAAUAUUGCAGCUAUUUCCUUAGAAAACUGCCAUGUAACAACCCAGAUUGUAUGUACCUUCAUGAACUAGGUCAAGAAGAUGAUAGUUAUUCAAAAGAAGAUAUUACAUCAAAGUAA
Messenger RNA from Dictyostelium purpureum, 684 nucleotides. RefSeq lists its product as uncharacterized. The transcript has 4 exons. Bases 1 to 684 code for a protein of 227 amino acids. The record is from RefSeq and is a predicted model, not a curated record. Gene Ontology annotation, cellular component: CCR4-NOT complex. Gene Ontology annotation, molecular function: ubiquitin-protein transferase activity; RNA binding. NCBI's taxonomy places the organism in Eukaryota, Evosea, Eumycetozoa, Dictyosteliales, Dictyosteliaceae. Gene Ontology annotation, biological process: protein ubiquitination.